AUGAGAAUCACAUCAACGCUCUUACUUUUAUUCAUUCAUUCGGCCGUCGCCAUGAAGAAUGUUAACAACAAGUGUCCCUUGCGUUCAAUAAACAGCACUUGUAAUACGUGUGUCCAGACGGUGAAGAAUCUAUCGAACUCUCUGUUGUCUUUACACAACAACACGGUGCAUAAAUUAGAAUUGAAGAAAAAUUUUGACUUCGGCAACAGUCUUUUGAACGUGCACCUGAAACAGUCAGAGGACUCGCUUCCUCCAGUUAUGUAUUCGAACGAGGGGACGCUGGACCCGACUGUUAAGCCCCGACUGCAGAGAAACUUCCUUGAGCUUAACGAGCUGACUUUGGACUAUACGGUUAAACUAAACAACGACCUCUCCGCCACUUCCAACUUUGUAGUUGAUCUUCCAAAGACAUUGCAGGUUACACUGAGAGGCUUGAGUGGUGACUUGAAGGAGAUUAGCGUUAAUACUGAGGAUCUGCUGAAGAGGCUUGAUUUUGUUCUUAAAUAUCGCAAUUCACUAAUGGGAACAUCAUACAACUUCCGUUCAAGCGAAAAGACCGUCGAGUUGAUACAAAGGUUUGAGAAUUUGUAUAAGUUGUUUGGAAAACACGUUAACGUUACCCCUAAGUUGGAAGUAGUGCUGGAUAAAAACAACAAGUUGUCGUACAGGGGCUGCCUUGUGCUCAAGAGGGACAACCUGACCAUUACGCCGAUUUUACACUCAAAUCCCAAGAAAUGUGAGUUGGCGAUGGAGGCUAAGCUGACUGACGAGGUGAAGGUGGGCAUGUUUGUCAACCGUGACAAGAACGUGUACCUCAACUUGAGUUACGAGAGUCGUUGGGGGAAGCACUCCUGGCAGCAGUUCGCGCUCAGGUUCGUGCUCUCCGACGUCCUCAAGUCCUACGCGUACGUGCAUAACGAAGUACAGCUUUAA
This is a messenger RNA of Theileria orientalis strain Shintoku, 933 nucleotides long. RefSeq lists its product as hypothetical. Bases 1 to 933 code for a protein of 310 amino acids. The transcript has 7 exons. NCBI's taxonomy places the organism in Eukaryota, Apicomplexa, Aconoidasida, Piroplasmida, Theileriidae. The record is from RefSeq and is a predicted model, not a curated record.